Molecule: messenger RNA, 1978 nt
Organism: Pecten maximus
Lineage: Eukaryota; Metazoa; Mollusca; Bivalvia; Pectinida; Pectinidae
Product: ceramide synthase 5-like
Exons: 10
Coding region: 56-1234 (392 amino acids)
Biological process (GO): ceramide biosynthetic process
Cellular component (GO): membrane
Molecular function (GO): sphingosine N-acyltransferase activity; DNA binding
Source: RefSeq, a predicted model, not a curated record
UCCUGCAAGCAACUGGUUGUUACUUGCUGGCCUAGUACACCUGAUAAGCUGACUGAUGGAGAAGCUACAAGCUUUGCGAGAUUGGUUUUGGGACGAAAAGUUUUGGCUCAUGAGCAAUGCAACAUGGCAGGACUUCGAAAACCCGCCUCCUGGCGUUUACUACCCAUUAGAGAGACACAUUUUUCUUCCUAGUAUUGUUCUGGGAGUUCUUCUAAUCGGAAUACGACUUGCGUAUGAAAGGAUAUUGGUGGUCCCGUUUGCCCAGCACAUGGGCCUGACCUUCAAGAAAACUUACCGUGUAGAGAAGGAACCCCGACUCUGGAGGCUGUGUAUUUUGAAUAAGUUAAUCAUAACGAGCUGGUACAGUGAACGCGUGACAUUUGAAAGGGAAUUAUCCAAGAAGACAAGUCUGACUGAACGACAGAUACAGAGAUGGUUCCGACACAGACGAAGUCAGGAAAUGCCUGGGAGGAUGAAAAAGUUCCGGGAAUGCAGCUGGCAUUUCCUGUUUUAUUCCUCAAGCUUCUUUUCUGGGUUGUAUGUCCUGUGGGAUAAACAGUACCUGUGGGAUAGUAAACAUUGCUGGAUCGACUAUCGACACCAGCAUGUGCCAAACGACGUUUUCUGGUUCUAUACCAUAGAGCUGGCAUUUUACUGGAAUCUUGUAUUUAUGGUACUCUCCGACCACAAGAGGAAGGAUUCCAAUCAGAUGUUUCUACACCAUGUUGUUACCAUCUCUCUCAUCUACUUCUCGUUUGCGUCCAACAUGAUACGUAUCGGCAUGCUGGUCCUGGUUGUCCAUGAUUCCGUCGACCUCUGGAUGGCUGGUGCCAAGAUGGCAAAUUAUCUGAAGAAAGAAACAUUAACAGAUACAAUGUUUGGAGUGUUUUUUAUUGUCUGGCUAUAUACAAGACUGUACGUCUAUCCAUUUAGGGUAGUGUGGUCGGCCUCCAUUCAGUCUCUGCAUUAUAACCCAAUUUGGCCGGCCUAUUGGCUCCUGAACGGUCUACUCUGGGUUCUACAGGUGCUUCACAUUAUAUGGACAGUCAUGAUCCUUCGCAUCUUUGUCAACAAAUUUACAGGCGAGAAAAAGAUUAAAGACGUUAGGAGUGACACGGAGGAAUCUACAGGCGGAGAGGAAAUAGAAAAUAAAUACGAAGAAAUCAAUACUAAUGGUUCGCCAUCAAUGAGAAAUCCACGACCUUCAGGCAUCAGGAAAAAGUGCAAGGCAUAAAGGCUGGUUGAUAGGGUCACGAAAAAUCUGCUCCAGCUUCAUCAUAUUUCACUACGAAAUUCCGUCCAAGACAUUCUGCUGUGCUAAAGCUGAAGCAAUUUUAAAGAAAACCAGGAAGGUUGAAUAUCAUAAAGAUUCACAGUACAUUGUCAUAGUAUAGCCAUAAAUAUAGAUUUUGUAGUGAUUUGCUCAAUUUUGAAACCUGAAAAUCAUUGUCUAACGUUAAUCCUGACUCUUCUGUGGUAGCUUUUCUGAUUACAAAUCAGAUCAAGAAAUAUAGAAUCUGAUCCCAGGCAAGAUUGAGAUUUGAAUCUAGGAAAUUUCUAUUUUUAAAAGAUGCAUAUUUUAUGUAGAGUAGCCGAAUCCACUUCUCCACAGAGUAGCCGAGUUGACUUGUACACUGCUUGCCACCUCAAUGUACAUACAUGUAGAUUAUAAUGUAGAUGAAAAAAAAAACUGUUCAUCUGUUUACAAUCUUGUACACUUAACACUAUACAGUGUACACCUAUAUACAUUCCUCUGGUCAUUGUCCGAUAAAGGUGACAGAUUUUAAUCACCGAAACGUCAUGCACAUAAAUCCUUCCCUGGUUGUGAUAGACCAAAGUCUAUUCAAUGCUAUACCUAUAUAAAAGAACAUCUUUCAUAACUUGGGGCCAUGGUGUCCGAGUGGUUAAGGUAUCCCGACACUUUAUCACUAGCCCUCCACCACUGGGUUGCGAGUUCCAAACCCACGUGGGGCAGUUG